GUUCAAACUUUAAUAUCUUUUUUAUAUUGAGUGAAAAAUUAUUUAAAACCGAGAUAACAAGUGUACGAGACCACUUAUGUUUAAUCUUUUGUAACACACAUAAAUAAUAUAAUAAUAUAUAAUAAUAUAUCAUGUUUUUACUAAAUAAAAAUCGUCGUUUUAGACCAACGGCAAGAAAUCUUGUUGUCGUGUUUCAGGUGUCAAACUUUAGUGUCAAUGUUAGUCUAAAAAAACAAAAAAUUUAUACAUCUGUCAGCCAUGCCUUAGAGGAUAUUAAACCUGGCAGUUCAAUUCUAUUUGGUGGUUUUGGUCUUUGUGGUAUCCCUGAAAAACUAAUUGAUGGUUUAGUAGAACGAGAAGAUAUAAAAGACUUGACAGUAAUAAGUAAUAAUGCAGGUAUAGAUAAUUUUGGCCUGGGAAAGUUAUUAAAACAAAAGAAAAUAUCUAAAGUAAUUGGUUCAUAUGUGGGUGAAAAUUCUGAAUUUGUUCAGCAAUAUCUAAAUGGAGAACUUACAGUUGAACUUACUCCUCAAGGAACACUAGCUGAACGUAUACGUGCUGGAGGUGCAGGAAUACCAGCAUUUUAUACUCCAACUGCCGUAGGUACACUUGUGGAAGAAGGUGGUAUUCCGCUAAAGUAUGCAUUGCAUAAAGAAUCAGCUGAAGAUAAUGAGAACAAUGAAGCCAAUGAUAACCACCAAAGUGUGGAAAUCGCCAGUGAUGUUCGAGAAACUCAAGUGUUUGACAAUAAGACUUAUGUUUUGGAAAGGGCAAUUACUGCUGAUUAUGCAAUCAUUAAAGCACAAAAAGCUGACCACGAAGGAAAUCUUGUGUUUAAUAAAUCAGCUCGAAACUUUAAUUCAGUCAUGUGUGCAGCUGGGAAAACUACAAUUGUAGAAGUUGAAGAAAUUGUUGAAAAUGGUUCUAUUGACCCUGAUCAAGUUCAUGUUCCAGGAAUAUAUGUUGAUAGAAUUGUGCUGGGCAAAGAUUACGUUAAAAAAAUUGAAAAAACAACUUUGUCCAAAAAGUCUGAUGAAUCAAUUUCCAUGUUAGUUAAUUCACCUGCAGCUCAAUUAAGAGAAACAAUUGUUAAGCGUGUAGCUCUUGAAUUCAAAAAUGGCAUGUAUAUUAAUUUGGGCAUAGGCAUGCCGAUGUUAGCUAGUAAUUACAUCCCCGAGGGUGUCCAUGUAAUGUUACAAAGUGAAAAUGGUAUUAUCGGCCUUGGUCCAUAUCCUUCAUCCAAAAAAAGUGUUGAUCCCGACUUAAUAAAUGCUGGUAAAGAAACGGUAACCGUCAUACCUGGUAGCAGUUUUUUUGGUAGCGAAGAAAGUUUUGCAAUGAUAAGAGGAGGUCAUUUGGAUCUAACUGUAUUGGGUGCAAUGGAAGUGUCUCAAUAUGGGGAUUUGGCUAACUGGAUGAUACCGGGAAAAUUAGUAAAAGGUAUGGGUGGUGCCAUGGACCUUGUGUCAGCUCCACGUACCAAAGUCAUAGUGGUCAUGGAACAUACAACAAAAGAUGGUCAUCCAAAAAUUAUGUCUAGUUGUACUCUUCCAUUAACUGGUAGUCGAUGUAUAGACAAAAUUAUCACAGAGAAGUGUGUAUUCGACGUGGAUCCCGAGAAUGGAUUGACUUUAGUUGAAAUUGCUGAUGGUGUUGAACUUGUAGACAUAGUUCAAAGUACUGGGUGUGAAUUUGUCAAAGCAGACGACUUAAAAAUAAUGGGACAAGUAGAAUAGCUCUAAAUGAUAAUAAAAUUACUAAUAUGUAUAACCUGUUAUGUUAAUAAAAUCAAUUUUGCAUUUA
Molecule: messenger RNA, 1803 nt
Organism: Aphis gossypii (cotton aphid)
Lineage: Eukaryota; Metazoa; Arthropoda; Insecta; Hemiptera; Aphididae
Gene: SCOT
Product: succinyl-CoA:3-ketoacid-coenzyme A transferase, mitochondrial
Exons: 10
Coding region: 132-1736 (534 amino acids)
Biological process (GO): ketone body catabolic process
Cellular component (GO): mitochondrion
Molecular function (GO): succinyl-CoA:3-oxo-acid CoA-transferase activity
Source: RefSeq, a predicted model, not a curated record